AUGGACUAUAGGUUGUGCUACAGCAUGGAGGCGACGGGGCAUUCUGGAGGUAUUUGGGUUUUGAUGGCGAUGUCAUGCUCUGCUAAGAUUUUUGACUUUGCUUCCCACCCUCAGGCCAUCUCGUUUACGGUUGUUGAAGGAAGCAAGAGCUGGGUGUGUACUGCCGUUUAUGCUAGUCCUCGGGUGGAACUUAGACAGCGGGUUUGGGCUCAUCUUCGGGAGUUGGGGGGACGAAUUACGUUGCCAUGGCUGGUGCUUGGAGAUUUCAAUGAAAUUAUGUUGUCAACGGAGUGUAGGGGUGGUCGCUUCUCGACAGCACGGGCUUCACAAUUUCUGGAAGUUCUGAAUGAUUGUAAUCUUCUUGACAUGGGGGCUAAGGGUCUCCGCUUCACGUGGGUUGUGCUGGCAAAGCGGCUAGACUGUGCAGUGUGCAAUGUUGCGUGGCAAGCAAUGUUUCCAGAAGCAUAUGUUGAGAAUCUGUGCAGGGUAUACUGUGAUCAUUGCCCUCUUUUACUGCGGCGUGAAGGCUCAAGAGACAAGGCUCAAGAUCGACCCUUUCAGUUCGAAGCUGCAUGGGCCACCCAUAAAGGUUUUGAGCGAAUUGUUAGGGAGGCGUGGGGCCGUAGCACGCCGACCCUUGCUAAUGGGUUACAGGCUGUUCGUGUUGAUGCCAUCAAGUUUAACAAGGAAGUGUUUGGGAAUAUCAUUACUAGAAAGAAGGCUCUCCAACGACGUCUCAGAGGGGUACAACUACAACUCGAGAUAGGGGAAUCAGAAAGCCUGUCACGCUUAGAAAAGACCAUACAAGCGGAGCUGGAUGAAACUUGUCUUCAGGAGGAGUACCUAUGGUUUCAUAAAUCUAGAGAAAAGUGGGUGAGGUUUGGGGACCGUAAUACGUCCUUCUUCCAUGCUCAAACACUCGCGCGAAGACGGAGAAACAAAAUUCAGGGGUUGUUUCUACCAGAUGGGUCUUGGCAUACGGAUCCUAUGGUAAUGAAAAAUGAGACAGUCCGAUUCGAUAAGGAGCUUUUCUCGAGUAAUAACGAACAAGGGCCUUUUUACAUGCAUGCUGGGGUGCCACCUGGCCUGGGAGUUGAGGCCCAAUCUGCCUUAACUGCCCCAGUCACGAAGGAGGAGGUUCGCCGGGCAGUGAUGAGAAUGAAGUCGUUCAAGGCUCCAAGGUCGGAUGGGUUUCAAUCGUUCUUUUUCAAGCAGUAUUGGCCUAUUGUAGGGGAGGAGUUAUGGCGUAUAGUGAAGGAUGCCUUUCGGUUGGGGUUCUCAGACAUAUCCCUCUUGGAGACACAAAUGGUGUUAAUUCCGAAGGUGGACCAUCCGGACGUCAUUGGCCCAUUCCAGGGCAGCUUUAUCCCCGGGAGGGGGACUCGCGACCAUAGUAUUAUUGCUCAAGAAGCCGUCCAUUUUGUACGGAAGGACGGUUCAGGUGUGGGUUCCUUGGCCUUAAAAAUUGACCUUGAAAAGGCAUAUGACAGGGUCAAGUGGGAUUUCUUGGAAUCUACGCUGGUGCAAUUUGGCUUCCCAACAGUCACUACUCAGCUCAUCAUGUGGGGGUUGAAGAAUUCGUCAAGGAAUGGAAGCACAUUACCGUCCUUUGUUCCGUCACGUGGCCUUCGACAGGGGGACCCAUUAUCUCCGUAUCUAUUUGUUUUCUGCAUGGAGCGCCUAGCUCUCAGGAUCUCUGAGUUGCUCCAGAUGGGUCAUUGGAAAUCGAUUCAGUUAUCCCCUGGGGGACUACCGCUUUCACAUCUUCUCUUUGCUGACGAUAUUUUAUUGUUUUGCCAAGCUACAGAGGACCAGGCUCGGUUGGUGGCGUCGACCUUGGAGGAGUUUUCGUGGUCAUCAGGCUUGAGAGUUAAUUUGACUAAGUCUAAGUUUGUGAGCUCUAGAAGGGUUUCACAUAGGAGGAUCGAUGCUUUGGAGGGCUUGCUCGGGAUUGGCCACACGGCUCAGAUCGGGAAGUAUUUGGGGGUUCCCAUGACUCAUGGUCAGCCAAGGUGCGCAGAUUUUUAUGAUGUGAUGGAUAAGAUCCAGGGUAGACUUGCGGCUUGGAAGUCUAAGCUCCUUAAUAAGGCAGGUAAGCUGUGCCUGGUGAAGUCUACCAUCUCCUCUAUUCCAGUUUAUAGCAUGCAAACAUUGUGGCUUCCUCAGGCAGUGUGCAAUAGAAUUGAUCAGGCUUGUCGUCGUAUGCUCUGGUCAAAAUCUGACAAUACUCGGUUUUGGUCCCCAGUGAGUUGGGCUGUUGUUACUCAACCCAAGGAGCUCGGUGGUCUUGGGGUUAGGGAGGCGCGAAGGGUUAAUGUAUCACUCCUUGGGAAGUUAGUUUGGGAUCUGCUGACAGCUCCACAGAAGCCUUGGGUUCAAAUCCUCAACAGCCUAUACCUACAUGGAAACUCUAUCUUGUGUGCCCAAAACAGGCGGGGUGCUUCUCCAAUCUGGUCAAGUCUGGUUAAGGCCCUUCCUUCUCUUCGUGAGGGUUUCGAGCCUCAGCUAGGGUCGGGUGCCUCAUCCCUUUGGUACACGGACUGGUCAGGUACUGGGCUUUGGUGCGGGAGAGUCUCGUUCAUUCACAUUGCGGACAUCAACAAAACGGUUGCCGACUGCUGGGUUAGUGGAGUUUGGAACUUUACUAACUUGCAUACUGUUCUCCCGACGGAGCUGUUAAGUUCGGUCCAACGGCUGACUGUCGUCAAUUCCUCUUUGGGGCUGGAUCACUUUGUUUGGAGGGGUGAUAACUCAGGUUGUUACACAGCGGCCGCUGGAUAUCGUUUUCUGACCCGGGUCUUGUCAACAAAGGGGGAUGUAGUUUGGAAGAAGGUCUGGAAGUUAAUGAUUAUAGAGAAGGUUAAGUUCCUUCUGUGGCAAUGCCUUCAUUCAGCCCUUCCAACUAACCAGGUUCGGGCUGAUAGGAGGCUCACUGAGUCCGGUGCAUGUUCGCAUUGCUCUUGCCCUCAUGAAACUAUCUUACAUGCACUCCGUGAUUGCCCGUACUCGCGAGAGGUGCUGAUGGCUGGCGGGAUCAGAACGGGGUGGUCCUUCUCGAAAAGAGAUUGUUUUCAGCGGCUAAAGGGGAUUAUUUUGCACACGGAUGUUAUUAAUCUAUCCAUCACCUUGUGGUGGGUUUGGAGGUUUAGAAAUAACAUGUUGUUCAACGGCGAGCUUUGGACGAUUUCGGCGGUCCGUCGGAAGGUGACACUGUCUACGGUGGAGAACAGUGUGUAUAAUGAUAAGCGGCGCUUGUGGAUGGAGCAACCUCUAUGGAGACCUCCGGAGCAUCCGUGGGCCAAACUCAACACGAACGGGAGUUGGUUGAGUGACAUUUCUACUAUGGGGAUGGGUGGAGUAAUUCGAGAUUGGGCAGGUAGGUGGCGGGGUGGAUUCUCGCGUGGAGCGUUAACUGGGGAUGCGUUACGUGCCAAGCUGUUGGCUUUGGAGGAUGACUUAUCGCUUUGUUGGGAAGGUGGGUUUCGGAAGGUGAGUUGCGAAUGUGAUUGCCUGGAAGCUGUUACGUUGUUUCAAGAUCGGUCAACGGAUAGGGACUACCUGCACAAGCAUUAUGAUGUUAUUCGCCGUAUUAAGUGCAUGCUAGCCCGGGACUGGGUAGUUUACGUCAAUCAUAUCCCUCGAGAAAUAAAUUCAGUAGCCCAUACGCUUGCCAAUUGUGGGGUACGGAACAUGAGUUCCAAUGUAUUUUGGAGGAGUCCUCCUGAUUUUAUCCUGUUACCGUUAGGAAGAGACUCUGUGUAUUGA
This is a messenger RNA of Cajanus cajan (pigeon pea), 3765 nucleotides long. NCBI's taxonomy places the organism in Eukaryota, Viridiplantae, Streptophyta, Magnoliopsida, Fabales, Fabaceae. The record is from RefSeq and is a predicted model, not a curated record.